Molecule: messenger RNA, 492 nt
Organism: Symbiodinium pilosum
Lineage: Eukaryota; Dinophyceae; Suessiales; Symbiodiniaceae
Source: the annotation of a GenBank genome assembly
AUGGCCGUCGAGAAGGGCUGUGUUGGCUUCUGCGGGACCAACGCCCGGCCGUCCAUUGCACCCACCUUUGGCGUGGAGCCAUGCCUGGGAACGAAUCCUCUGUGCUUUGGCAUCCCAACGGAUGAGGCCUUCCCUUUUGUUAUCGACUGUGCCACUUCAAUUUGCCAGCGCGGCAAGAUCGAGAAGUACGCCCGGAGUGGCAAGCCCACCCCGAAAGGCAUGGUCAUCGACUCUACCGGUGAGGAGCGCACCGACACGGAGGGCAUUCUGAAGGGAAUGGUCAAGGGUGACUGUGCGCUGUGCCCCAUUGGAGGACUGUGGAGUAGAGGCUCUAUUACUUGUUUGAGGGAAAUUGGAAUAGAAAAUGGAAAUUUCUCAAGGCUUCAGGGUUUCGGACGUUCAGGUUCAGGGCAAGAUCACUGCUUCCAAUUGUAUUUAUAUCCCACGUAUGGCUUUAAAUGGCUUCCAUCUGCGCUUUGCUUUAGGCUAUAA